Molecule: messenger RNA, 732 nt
Organism: Lathyrus oleraceus (garden pea)
Lineage: Eukaryota; Viridiplantae; Streptophyta; Magnoliopsida; Fabales; Fabaceae
Exons: 1
Coding region: 1-732 (243 amino acids)
Source: RefSeq, a predicted model, not a curated record
AUGGGAAACUUUAUGAAUGCUCAAGCUCAACAAAACAAGGAUUUCACAAAUCAAAAUGCUCAUACUAGCGAACUGAUGAAGCAAAUGUCAAGUAAGCUUGAUGUUAUGGCUACCCAUAAUAAAAUGUUAGAAACCCAAAUUUCCCAAGUAGCCCAACAACAAGCAACAAUAGCAGCCCCAGCUGGAGCAUUUCCUGGUCAACUACAACCAAACCCAAAAGGUCAUGCUAAUGCUAUCACAUUGCGAAGUGGGACAAAAUUAGAUGAACCGGUUGACCCAAGACUCCAAAACCCAACCAUGUAUCAAAACUCUGGUAAAGGAACUGAAAAGGUAAACGAACCAACAAAUGAUGGAAAGGAAGACAAAAGCGGAGAAGCAGAAGAUAAAGAAACACCUUAUGUGCCUAUGCGACCAUAUAAACCACCUAUACCUUAUCCUCAAAGAAUUGUUAAGUCUAAAAAUGAAGGACAAUUUAAGAAACUCGUAGAACUUUUGAAGCAACUUAAUAUCACUAUACCAUUCACAGAAGCCAUUAAGCAAAUGUCUUCAUAUGCUAAAUUCCUUAAAGAGAUCUUAUCUAAUAAGGAAAAGCUUAAGGAUAACGAAAUCGUUAUGCUUACUACUGAGUGUAGCGCUAUUAUUCAAAAUAACAUGCCUCAUAAGCUGAAAGACCCGGAUAGUUUUUCCAUACCAUGUGUAAUCGGAAAGUUUAUCAUAAACAAAGCUCUGUGA